Paramecium sonneborni is the source of this 923-nucleotide messenger RNA. Lineage: Eukaryota; Ciliophora; Oligohymenophorea; Peniculida; Parameciidae. The record is from the annotation of a GenBank genome assembly.
UAAAAGUUCAAACAUUUAAAUGGCACCCCUUCCAAUUUCUUCUACUAAUCCAAAUUUAACAUAUUAACCAGCACUCUUUGGAUAACCCUCCACAUAUUAGCCAAUUUAGACAACAGUACCUAUCUAAUAUCAACCUAUUAAUGCUCCUUUGGCAUAUAGUGUUGCUGCACCUGUUUAACCUGUUGUUUAAUAGAUGAUUGCUCCUCAACCAAUAUUAGCUUAAUCCUAUGUAGCCUAACCAGUGAUUGCUCAACCUGUCUAACAAUCAGUUCAUGUAUUUAUUUUAAAUGAUAAAUAGCCAACAAUCAAAGGAGAAUCAAGAAUUGAGUAUAUUCCUUAUUAAAAACCAAUAACUGAGUAUGAAGAAUAGGAAGUUAUUUAAUAUGUUCCAAGGGAAAGAAAAGUUACAGAUUAUUAUGCUGUUGAAUAUUAAACUGAAUAUAUCCCUCAAGUAUUUUAAGAGAAAUAUACAGGUAACAAGAUAUAUUAAUAUUUUUAGAAUAUGUACCAGUUGAUAGAUACUAAGAAAGAGUUGAAUAUUAUCCAGUUGAAAGAUAAGUAGUUCAUUAACAGGUUGUACAAUAACCAGUUUAAGUUGUUCAAUAACCAGUUUAAGUUGUGCAAUAACCAGUCUAAGUUGUGCAAUAACCAGUUUAAGUUGUGCAAUAACCAGUUUAAGUUGUGCAAUAAUAACAAGUUCAAGUUGUCUAACAACCCGUUUAAUAUGUACAAUAACCAGUCUAAGUUGUAUAAUAACCGGUUUAAGUUUAAUCUAUCUAAACUGUACCUGUAGCAUAUGCCCCAUAAUAUGCUUAGUCUAUUAUUUCUUCUAGAGUGAUUCCAGCUUAUCAACCAUAAUAAUAUUUACCAGCACCUUAAAGGGCAUAACCAUAACCAUAAGUUCCACAAAGAUCGAAUUGAAU